ACCGUGACUAACUUUCCGAGGCACCCUCUAAUAUAAAUACUAAAUUCAACAUGCUGAUCUGGUUAUUUAGCUCUCUACAAUUUCUUAAUUUUCCCUCUGAUCUUCGAAAUAUCUCAAGCAGUUACUAAUGGCGGACAGCAAUCAAGGAGCAUCUCCAAUUGCCAAUCUGGAAACCCAAAAGCAUCUUUUGCAAAGUGAUGUCCUCUACCAGUAUAUUCUUGAAACAAGCGUUUAUCCCCGUGAACCAGAAUGUUUGAAGGAAAUCAGGGAACUCACUGCAAACCAUCCACGCGCCCGUAUAGCCAUUCCAUCUCAUGAGGGUCAAUUUUUAAUGCUUAUAUUGAAACUAACAAAUGCCAAGAAGACUAUAGAGAUUGGGGUAUUCACAGGAUAUUCUCUGCUCUGCACAGCCCUUGCUUUGCCCCCUGACGGAAAGGUCAUAGGCAUCGAUAUAAACAGAGAAUCAUAUGAUUUGGGGAGGCCUAUCAUUGAGAAAGCAGGAAUUGCCCACAAAAUUGAUUUCAGAGAGGGCCCUGCCUUGCCGAUUUUGGAUGAAUUGAUACAAAAUGAGGAGAUGCUCGAGUCUUUUGAUUUUGCAUUUGUAGAUGCUGACAAAGUUAAUGGUCUGAACUACUAUGAACGUCUGCUGAGAUUGGUGAAGAUUGGAGGGCUUAUUUGUAUCGAUAAUACUCUGUGGUCUGGUACUGUUGCUGAACCUCCCAAUGCAACGAUGGAUGAACAUACAAGAAACAACAGAGAGUAUAUAAUUGAGCUGAACGAGGCACUUGCUGCUGACAAACGUAUAGAGAUUAACCAGCUACCUAUUGGUGAUGGGCUCACUUUGUGUAGGCGCAUUUCCUAGACAAAUUAACAUUCCAUUGUCAUAUUAGCUGUUUCAAGUUUUAGGUUGAUGAUGCAGAGUGUAAAUUUAUAAUUGCUCAAUAAUGAUAGUUUAGUAAUAGUCAAUAGUUGAUUAUAGAGAAAUUUCCUAGAAAAGAACGCGAAGAUCUUUAUAAAGGUCAUUGAAUAAUACAAUUAAUAUGUAAAGCAUAAAUAUAAUAUAAUUUCAAUGUAAUUUUUUAUUUUA
Cryptomeria japonica (Japanese cedar) is the source of this 1087-nucleotide messenger RNA. Its product is annotated as caffeoyl-CoA O-methyltransferase. Gene Ontology annotation, molecular function: O-methyltransferase activity; S-adenosylmethionine-dependent methyltransferase activity. The coding region runs from base 128 to 862 and encodes 244 amino acids. The transcript has 5 exons. The record is from RefSeq and is a predicted model, not a curated record. Lineage: Eukaryota; Viridiplantae; Streptophyta; Pinopsida; Cupressales; Cupressaceae.